GCUGAGCGCUGCACCCUGGGCAUGGUGCUGCCCCUCUGGAGCGACACUCAGGUCUUCCUCGAUGGCGAUGGGGGGUUCAGCGUGACGUCCGGGGGGCAGACGCGCAUCUUCAAGCCCAUCUCCAUCCAGACCAUGUGGGCCACGCUGCAGGAGCUGCACCGCGCCUGCGAGCUGGCAGCCCAGGGCGGGCACAUCCCGGGGGGCCCGGCGCUGGCCUGGGCGCAGGAAUACGCGGCAGCGCUGGACUCGGAGCAGAGCUGCCUCAACGAGUGGUUGGCCAUGGCCGACUUGGAGUCCGUGCGGCCCGGCUCGCCCCUGCCCGCAGAGCCGACGGAGAGCGCGGUGCGGGCCCUGCUGCGGGACGUGCUGACCUCUGCCGACUUGGAAAACGUCACCUCCAAGGAGGUGCGGAUGGAGCUGGAGCGACGCGUGGGGCACAGCCUGGAGCGGCACAAGGACUUCAUCGACAACGAGAUGCUGCUGGUGCUGGCGCAGAUGGACCGGCCGUCGCGCGUCUUCCCGCACAUCUACCUGGGCUCCGAGUGGAACGCGGCCAACCUGGAGGAGCUGCAGCAGAACCGCGUGACCCACAUCCUGAACGUGGCACGGGAGAUUGACAACUUCUUCCCAGCGCUGUUCACCUACAUGAACGUGCGGGUGUACGACGAGGAGGCGGCCGAGCUGCUGCCCCACUGGAAUGACACCUUCCUUUUCCUGUCUGACAUCAAGUUAGUGGGAAGGGGGGGG
Numida meleagris (helmeted guineafowl) is the source of this 747-nucleotide messenger RNA. Its product is annotated as protein phosphatase Slingshot homolog 3-like. Gene Ontology annotation, biological process: negative regulation of actin filament polymerization; actin cytoskeleton organization. Lineage: Eukaryota; Metazoa; Chordata; Aves; Galliformes; Numididae. The transcript is spliced from 6 exons. Gene Ontology annotation, molecular function: phosphoprotein phosphatase activity; actin binding. Gene Ontology annotation, cellular component: cytoplasm. The annotation marks the transcript as partial. The record is from RefSeq and is a predicted model, not a curated record.